Anoplopoma fimbria (sablefish) is the source of this 871-nucleotide messenger RNA. Its product is annotated as dexamethasone-induced Ras-related protein 1-like. The coding region runs from base 1 to 795 and encodes 264 amino acids. Lineage: Eukaryota; Metazoa; Chordata; Actinopteri; Perciformes; Anoplopomatidae. The record is from RefSeq and is a predicted model, not a curated record. Gene Ontology annotation, molecular function: GTP binding; GTPase activity. The transcript is spliced from 2 exons.
AUGAUUAAGAAAAUGGCACCAUCCGAGAAUGAGUUCAACAUACCGGCCAAGAACUGCCACAGGAUGGUGAUAAUGGGCUCCACUAAAGUUGGGAAGACAGCCAUCAUCUCUCGGUUUCUGAACGAGAGAGUUGAAGACCAGUACACACCCACCAUUGAGGACUUUCAUAGGAAACUCUUCGGCAUCAGGGGAGACGUUUACCAGCUGGACAUUUUGGACACAUCGGGGAAUCAUCCGUUCCCUGCGAUGAGGAGGCUUUCAAUUCUCACUGGUGAUGUGUUCAUCUUGGUGUUCAGCCUGGACAACAGAGAGUCCUUCCAGGAGGUGCAGCGCCUGAAGCGCCAGAUUUAUGAGUCCAAGUCCUGCCUGCGAAACAAAACCAAGGAGAACGUGGAUGUUCCGCUGGUGAUCUGCGGCAACAAGUGCGACAAAGACUUUUACCGUGAGGUGCAGGAGGAGGAGAUCGAGCAGCUGGUCGGUGGAGACGAGCACUGCGCUUAUUUCGAGAUCUCAGCAAAGAAGAACACUAACAUGGACCAAAUGUUUCAGACUCUCUUUACCAUGGCCAAGCUUCCGAACGAAAUGUGCCCCGGUCAGCACUGCAAGGUGUCCGUGCAGUACUGCGAGGUUCUGCACAGAAAGUACUUCAAAAGCAAGAAGUGCAAAGAUGGGAACGCAUAUGGUAUUGUUGCGCCGUUUGCACGGAGACCCAGCGUGCAAAGUGACUUGAUGUACAUAAAGGAGAAAGCCAUAGGAGGCAGCCAGGGCAAAGAGAAGGGCUGCAUCAUAUGCUGACACUUUUUCUUUGCCUCUGUUCAAUUGACAAUUUUUUUUGAGACUUUCCAGAGCUGAAACGGAGCCCAUAAUCCCA